This is a messenger RNA of Striga asiatica, 4525 nucleotides long. The record is from the annotation of a GenBank genome assembly. Lineage: Eukaryota; Viridiplantae; Streptophyta; Magnoliopsida; Lamiales; Orobanchaceae.
AUGGCCACUCUCAACCCCUAUGGCAAGCUCGAUGAAGCCGAGCAAGAAAGGAUCAUCGCACAAAGAAAAGCGCGUAGAAGAAUUACAAUCAUUGCAGUAUCUUCUGUCGUGCUCGUUUGCAUCAUAGUCUCCACCGUUGUUGGAGUCGUUCAAACCAAAACCAGAAACAACUCAUCAGAACAAAGCCUUGCAAAUUCCAUGUCCACAUCGGUCAAAGCCAUUUGCAACGUCACCUUACAUCCCGACUCGUGCUACAACACUCUAUCCCCCUUGGUGAAAAAUGGCAAUUUCAAUCCCCAAGAUUUGUACAAACUAUCGGUUCAAGCGGCCAUCGACGAGCUUUCGAAAACCUCACAGAAAUUUUCCGAAAAUGCGGCCAAGAAAUUCAACACAACCGAUAAAACGACGCUAGCCGCAGUCGAAAGCUGCCGAGAACUGUUCUCGCUUGCGUUGGAUCAUCUCAACAACUCUUUGUCCGUUAAGGAUGCAAAAUUAUUCGACGUGUUUGAUGAUUUGAGGACUUGGCUUAGCUCGGCCGGGACCUAUCAGCAGACGUGCGUAGACGACUUGGAAAGCUCAUCGAGCAGGACGAGUGGCUUCGUGAGCGAUAUUUUCAAGAAUUCCACUGAGUACACGAGCAAUAGCUUGGCUAUUAUUAGCUCGUUCGAAGAGUCGAUUGGGGCUUUGGGGGCGAUCGGGAGGAGGCGGCGCUUGAUGGGCCUUGAUGGGCCGGAAUGGAUGUCGUUUAAAGAUCGGAAGCUAUUGCAGGUUCCGAAUUCGAAGAUCAAAGUUGAUGCUGUGGUGGCAAAAGAUGGGAGUGGGAAGUAUAAGACAAUUAAGGAUGCCCUUAAAGAUGUGCCUGAAAAGAGUGACAAGAGAUUUGUGAUCUAUGUGAAGAAAGGAGUUUAUUUUGAGAAUGUUAGAGUUGAGAAAACAAUGUGGAAUGUGAUGAUGGUUGGAGAUGGAAAGGAUGCUACCAUUGUUUCAGGCAGCCUUAACUUUAUUGAUGGCACUCCCACAUUUCAAUCUGCUACAUUUGCCGUGUUUGGACAAGGAUUCAUUGCUCGUGACAUGGGCUUCCGCAACACGGCUGGCCCAGACAAGCACCAGGCCGUGGCCCUAAUGUCGACGGCUGACCUCUCGGUUUUCCACCGGUGCACAAUGGAUGCAUUCCAAGACACUCUCUACGCGCAUUCCAACCGACAAUUCUACCGCGACUGCAACAUAUACGGAACCGUGGACUUCAUUUUCGGAAACUCGGCCGUUGUCCUUCAAAAUUGCAACAUCCAGCCCAAGAAGCCCAUGUUGGGCCAGCAAAACACCAUCACGGCCCAAGGCAAGAUUGACCCAAACCAAAACACGGGGAUCUCAAUCCAGAACUGUACCAUUUUGCCCGCGGCCAAUCUCACGGGUGUCAGCACAUUCUUGGGCCGGCCCUGGAAGAAUUAUUCGACUACGGUGUUUUUCAACAGUGUGAUGGGCGGGUUAAUUGACCCGAAAGGUUGGCUCCCGUGGGUCGGGACAUCGGCCCCGAACACGAUUUUCUAUGCCGAGUUCCAAAAUGUGGGCCCAGGGUCCGGGACCAGGAAUAGGGUCAGCUGGAGGGGUUUGAAGCUAAAUCUAAGUGCUAGCCAAGUUAAGAAGUUUACGGUCGGGCCGUUCAUUCAUGGUGACAAGUGGAUUAAGGAAACAGGGAUAAUCAUGUACAUAAUCCUUGGUCAAAAUGACAACAAAAUUGAAAAAGCUAGGGCACAAGCUCACAACCUGCCCAACCACGUGAGCAGCCUUGAAUCGCCUGUCAUUUACAUUUUGUCACAGUACGCUCUCGGAUCUACACUUUUGUUCUAUUUCUUGAUUUGGUCUUGUGAUUGGUGUAGCAAAAAAAUGGCAUCAGUUCAAACGGAAACUACAUGUGGGACUCUUCUACAUGAACUUCAGAUAAUAUGGGAUGAGGUUGGGGAAACGGAUUCUGAGAAGGACAGGAUGUUGCACGAACUGGAACAAGAAUGUUUGGAGGUGUAUAGAAGAAAAGUAGAUCAAGCAAACAGGUGUAGAGCUCAGCUGAGGCAGGCAAUUGCUGAUGCUGAGGCUGAGCUUGCUGCCAUAUGCUCUUCAAUGGGGGAGCGCCCAGUGCACAUUAGGCAGUCUGAUCAAAGCACUGGAAGCUUGAAGGCUGAGCUCAGAGCCAUCCUCCCCCAGAUAGAGGAGAUGCGGAAGAGGAAAGCUGAUAGGAAAAAUCAGUUUAUAGAGGUGAAGAAAGAGAUACAAAAUAUUAAGAAUGAAAUCAAUAGUCCAGGAGGCUAUUCUUCAAAUGAGACGACAGUGGAUGAUUUGUCUUUGAGAUAUCUCGAAGAAUUGCAAAGAGAACUGCAGGCACUUCAGAAAGAAAAGUGUGAACGUCUGAAACAGGUUCUGGAGCAGCUGAGUUACUUGUACUCAUGUUGCUCAGUGCUCGGUUUGGAUUUUGAGCAAACUGCUAGUGAGAUUCAUCCAAGCUUAGGGGAACCUGAUGCUUCAAAAAACAUUAGCAAUGAUACUAUAGAAAAAUUGGGGGCUGCCAUACAAAGUCUCAGAGAGGUUAAAAUGCAGAGAAUGCAGCAGUUACAAGAUCUAGCGAGUUCAUUGCUGGAGCUUUGGAACUUGAUGGACACACCAAUCGAAGAGCAACAAAUGUUUCAGAAAGUUACAUGUAACAUAGCUGCUUCUGAAGACGAGAUAACAGAAGCCGACAUGCUUUCUGCUGAUUUUAUUAAUUAUGUCAAAACUGAAGUUUCUCGAUUGGAGGAAUUGAAAAUAAGCAAGAUGAAGGAACUUGUUUUGAAGAAGAAGUCAGAGCUUGAAGAUAUUUGUAGGAAGACACAUUUAAUUCCAGGAUCCGAUGGUUCUAUUGACAUAGCCAUACAGGCUGUUGAAUCUGGUGCUGUUGAUGCCUCUUUUGUGCUUGAACAAAUUGAGAUCCAAAUAUCCAAAGUCAGAGAGGAGGCGCUAUGCCGGAAAGAAAUUCUUGAAAAGGUUGAGAAGUGGAUGGCUGCAUGUGAUGAGGAGAGCUGGCUUGAGGAGUAUAAUAGGGAUGAGAAUCGUUAUAAUGCUGGGAGAGGCGCUCAUCUUACUCUCAAACGUGCUGAGAAAGCCCGUGCAUUAGUCAACAAACUUCCUGCGAUGGUGGAUACAUUAACUUCAAAGACCACAGCAUGGGAAAAUGAAAGAGGAGUUCAUUUUACUUAUGAUGGGGUCCGUCUGCUCUCUAUGCUUGAAGACUACAAGGUUUUACGGCAAGAAAAAGAACUAGAACGCAAGAGGCAGAGGGACCAGAAGAAACUCCAGGGACAGUUGCUAACAGAGCAGGAAGCUCUUUAUGGCUCAAAGCCAAGCCCUAUGAAGAACAACCAGAGUGCCAAGAAAGGGCCUAGAUUGUCAUGUGGUGGUGUUGGUGCAAGUAAUAGAAGACUCUCCCUUGGUGGGUCUAUGCUUCAAACUCCUAGGCCAGACAUGCUUUCUUCAGCAAAGGCUACUCCUAAUACUACACGUGCAGCCAAGAAAAGUGAACGUACGAACCAGGAUUGCCUUAAAGAUGAUGGAUUUACAGCCCUUUCUACCGGGAGGAGGGGCUUGGACUUAGCCGAUCUCCCCAUAAAACAAAAUUCUCUUAAUCCUCCUCACCCACACAUUGCUCGUGAGUUAGAGUCCCCCAUGACCCGAAAGCCUUUCUCUCCCAUUUCCUCAACAGACUCUACAAAACCCAAUAAUGUGAACAACAUUCUGGAAGACCUGAACAAAAAACACCACGACAUGCUGCAAAAAACUCUCACCGUUAAUAAUAAUACUCCUUCACCAUUCACCACGCCUUCCAAGACAAUGAUACCUAUGGCAGCAGAAUUUGAGAACCGUACGCCUCAAGCUACUAUGGCAAUAAUACCUGUGGUGCCCUCAACACCAUCGACUGUUUCUAUUCCAAUGCAAGUGGCCCUAACGCCAGCCCAAAUUACGACACGUGUUGCAAGGCAGGUGGCCUUAACGACUGCUGCUCCUCCUGUGCAGAUGGCGAUUGAACCUGCAGCUAAGUCGGCGGAUGAGGAGAUUGAGUACUCGUUUGAAGAAAGGCGGGCUGGGUUUGUUCUGCCAAGACCGCAUUUAACGACCGUGAUGCGAGUUUAGAUUUGUUGAAUUUCUUUUUUCCUUUUUUGAUUUUUUAUUCUCGGCUGCAAUCAUUUCUGCAUUUGUUUUUGGAUGUUGUGUGAUAUCAGAUAUGGUAUUAUAAAAGUCAAUUAUGUUGUCUUCAUCCUUUGUGUGCAUAGUCUACGAACUAUCCUAAUGCGAGGCUUCCAUUUUUCCUUUUUUGGCAUUCUUAUUGGUCUGACGAUCACUACUUCGGGUUUGCAAAACCAAAAGGAUUCUUCCCCUUCUCGUUUGACCAUUUGCUUCGACGUAUAAAGAUGAUUCUCAGCUUAUCUUUUUUGUAACAAAAAAUUUAUAUAGGGCUAAAGGUGGCUCUUUUAUGGAGUAUUAAUGUAUUGACAUAUAUUCU